This is a messenger RNA of Bolinopsis microptera, 1233 nucleotides long. RefSeq names its product leucine-rich repeat-containing protein 57-like. Bases 134 to 850 code for a protein of 238 amino acids. Lineage: Eukaryota; Metazoa; Ctenophora; Tentaculata; Lobata; Bolinopsidae. The record is from RefSeq and is a predicted model, not a curated record. The transcript is spliced from 7 exons. Gene Ontology annotation, molecular function: protein binding.
CUAUGUAAAGUUAUCUCUGAAGAGAGAUUGAAACUAAUGAUAAUGGAACAGACGUAAAAUAACAACAACAGAAACUACAACUGAAAUAGAGAAGCUGAAACCGAAACAGAGAAGGUGAAACCGAAAGUGAAUCAUGGGUGGAAACAAUCUGAGUGUUCCACUGGAUCAUGCUAAGAAGACUGGAGUGCUGUCUCUACAGAAUAAAAAGCUUGACAAGUUUCCAGAAGACAUACUGGAGUUGCGGAGGAACCUGCGUACUCUGGACGUAUCUAACAACAGGAUAGAAGAGUUACCUGACGACAUAGGCUGCAUGCAGAUGAUACGCACCUUCAAGUUAGAGGAGAAUAAGUUAGGUGAGUUACCUAAAACUAUAGGUAAUCUAGGUAAACUAGAGGCACUACACCUGUCGGGGAACCCGCUCAUGGAAUGGCCCACCCCCAUACACCGGUGUGGGAACCUUAAACAUCUCGACCUGAGUCGGUGUAGAAUCUCUGAGAUCCCAGACAGUAUCUCCAGUUUAAAGAAGUUGGACUACAUUUGUUUAUCUAACAACAGACUACACACCAUACCUGAUGGAAUGUGCGAGCUUAAGUUGGUGGAGAUAGAUCUGAACAGUAAUGACAUCGCAGUGAUACCGGUUGGUUUGGCGAAGAACCAGGUUCUCAGAGUCCUGCGACUUGAUCACAACUCUAUUACGUGUGCCGGCAUUCCUACUGAGAUCUUGAGCAAUUCGAUGAUCUCGACCCUCUCUUUGGAGGCUAACCCUAUUGAUCUGAGAAAGUUUAGAGAAAUGAAUGGGUACGAUAAGUACCAAGAGAGGUUUACAGCAACCAAGAGAAAGUGCGAUUGACAAGGCAGGGGCGGCACACAAGAAACUUAAAUCUGAAUGAGUAGUUUAUCUCCUUUGUGAAAUCCGAGGAAUGAGAAAUGAGGAGAGAUGAAGAGAUAGAGUUUAUAAAAGGACUGAUUUAGUUUUCGUUUUUUGGAGUCAGGGAUUAAAACUUGUUUUACUUUCCGUGUUAUCAGAUGAAGUAUCAGUUUUAAUUUAAAGUGAUAUUACUUUUGUUAAAGGGUUUUUGAAACUUUGCCUUUCAUUUUGUACGAAACUCUUGAUAAACGAAUUUAAUUUGAUUCCAGCUUUGUAGUGAAAGUCUUACUAAUCUGAUCAAUAAAUUGGCAUUAUACAAUUAUAAAAUUGUAUCAAGUUACUUCAAUACUUCCAUUGAUAUCUUU